Messenger RNA from Tilletiaria anomala UBC 951, 1002 nucleotides. RefSeq lists its product as uncharacterized. Gene Ontology annotation, cellular component: preribosome, large subunit precursor. Gene Ontology annotation, biological process: rRNA processing; ribosomal large subunit assembly. NCBI's taxonomy places the organism in Eukaryota, Fungi, Basidiomycota, Exobasidiomycetes, Georgefischeriales, Tilletiariaceae. The coding region runs from base 1 to 1002 and encodes 333 amino acids. The transcript has 2 exons. The record is from RefSeq and is a predicted model, not a curated record.
AUGCUCGAGGACGAAGAAAACCUCGACCUUGAUCUACAAAGCCGCUACGCACAAUUCAGGGAGGCUACGCAGCCUGCUCUCGAUGGUGCUGCUGACCUUUGGCAGUCCUACACUGCACGCACAUCAGACUUGGCCUUCCAGCUUUGCGAGCAACUUCGCUUGAUCCUGAGUCCUACUCAUGCUACACGUAUGAAAGGUGACUACCGCACGGGCAAGCGACUCAACAUGCGUCAGAUCAUCCCAUUCAUUGCUUCAGACUUCGCCAAGGACAAGAUUUGGCUGCGCAGGACAAAGCCGAGCGCCAGAAGAUACCAGGUUCUUCUCUCAAUCGAUGACAGCAAGAGUAUGGCUCACAGCCGCACUGCGCAUCUGGCGAUGCAAACGGUCACGCUCCUGUCCAGCGCUUUGACGAAGCUGGAGGUUGGUGACAUCUCCAUCUGCCGCUUCGGUCGACACAUGGACAUCCUGCACGGGUUUGGCGAGCAAAGCUUUUCCCGUCACGAUGGAGCUCGCAUGAUCUCAUCCAUGUCUUUUGGGCAACGCAGCACCGACGUGCUCAAAUUGCUGCAGUCCAGUCUUUCCUACUUGGCUGAUGCUCGCUCGAAUCAAUCCACGUCUGGGACCGGGGAAUUAUGGCAGCUUCAGAUCAUCGUGUCUGAUGGAAUGUGCGAAGAUCACGAUCGCCUUCGCUGUCUACUUCGCCAAGCCAACGAGAACCGAGUUGUAGUUGUCUUUGUCAUUCUCGAUGCGCUCAACGACCCGGCUCCCGCUGGCGCUGCAGAGUCGGCAUCACAACCGCAACAGCAGCAGCGGUCCUCCAUCCUGAGCAUGAACCGAGUCAGCUACCAAUCGGACUCUCAAGGCAAGAUGGAACUGAAGAUGGAACGCUACCUCGACACAUUUCCGUUCGACAACUUCGUCAUCGUCCGUGACGUCCAGUCUCUACCCGAUGUCCUCAGCGCUACGCUACGCCAGUGGGCCGAGAGAGUGAACGCAGCGUGA